Molecule: messenger RNA, 1894 nt
Organism: Sinocyclocheilus grahami
Lineage: Eukaryota; Metazoa; Chordata; Actinopteri; Cypriniformes; Cyprinidae
Product: vacuolar protein sorting-associated protein 13B-like
Exons: 6
Source: RefSeq, a predicted model, not a curated record
CGUGUGUUUCAGAGUCAGAGAGGUCAGAGGUGUUCAGCCGGACGGUUCCUGCUCUCUCGUCUGUCCAUCAUGAGUUGUUUCAUCAGGCCUCCAGCUUCCCUGAGUGCCGACAGAAAGAGACGCUGCCCACCCUGCAGCUGCGCAUCAUCACGGACACGCCCACCGGCCGCACAGACACGCCCCCCUCACCAGGCUGGACUGACGCCAUCGAUAUCAGUAGUCCUGGAACACAGGUUGUUUUUCUUUCUGGUUUCGGCUGUUUGUACAUCGACGUUCUUCACCAGAGCGGCACCAUCACGCUGACGCUCGCACCAGAGAGCAGCGCUGAAGACAUCAUCACACACCACAGGCCGUCCGAUCAGGUGCUGUCCUUCAAGAUUCUGCUGAACGAGGCGAGCGUGGCGCUCUGUGAUGACAUCACCAGCCCGUCCAGUUCUGUGGAGCUGCUGCGUCUCACCGUCUCCAAACUGCUGCUUCAGCUGCCGCCUGGCGAACCCUCGGCCGUCCACACCGUCCAGAUCCACUGCGCCAGCCUGCAGGUGGACAACCAGCUGUACGAGCGCGCCAGCUUCCACUUCCCCGUCAUCCUGUGCCAGGAGCCUCAGGGCGAGCCCGACCUCGCGCCGACCCCUCAGCGUCUUCAGGAGUUCUGCGACGCCUGCUUCCUGUCCCUGAGCGUCACCGUCUCCACCGACGGACGGCUGGACCGCCUCGCCCUCCGCGUCAGACCGGCGCGCGUCUAUCUGGAGGACACCUUCAUCUACUACAUGAAGACGCUCUUCCACACCUACAUCCCAGAAUGCACCCUGGGUGGGCAAGGCUGUGGCGGAGGGGCGGAGCCUGUGGUCCCGCGGGAGGUGCUGGAGUCCACACACGCUCUGGUGAUGCCGGUGCUGCUGCAGAAGCUGUCCAUCGAGCCGGUUCAUCUGCUGGUGAGCAUCCACGCCUCGCUCAAGCUCUACAUCGCCUCCGACCACACGCCGCUGUCUUUCUCACUGUUCGAGCGCAGCCCCAUCUGCACCACACCGAGACAACUGGUGCACACACUCGCCAUGCACUACGCUGCAGGAGCGCUCUUCAGAGCAGGUUGGGUCGUGGGCUCUCUGGAGAUUCUGGGCAGUCCGGCCAGUCUUGUGCGGAGUAUCGGGAACGGCGUGUCGGAUUUCUUCCGGUUGCCGUACGAGGGUUUGACCCGCGGGCCGGGAGCGUUUAUCAGUGGCGUCUCUAGAGGAACAAACUCCUUCAUCAAACACAUCUCUAAAGGAACUCUGACGUCUAUCACGAAUCUGGCCACGAGUCUGGCGCGGAACAUGGACCGUCUGUCGCUGGACGACGAGCAUUACAUGCGACAGGAGGAGUGGAGGAGACAGUUACCUGAGACUCUGGGAGACGGACUGAGACAAGGCCUGUCGAGACUCGGCAUCAGCCUGCUGGGAGCGAUCGCAGGAAUCGUGGAUCAGCCCAUGCAGACAUUCACUCGGACGCUGGAGUUGCCGAGCUCGGCGAGCAGUGCGGCCCGAGGCGUGAUCUCAGGAGUGGGGAAAGGCAUUGUGGGAGUUUUCACCAAGCCAAUCGGAGGAGCAGCUGAGCUGGUGUCGCAGACGGGAUACGGUAAGAGACCAUUCAUGUAGACGAGCGCAGGAGAGUGUGUUUAUGGAAGGCCAAAAGGGCCAAAAGCACAUGAAUUUUAACAUAACACGUUAAAUACACGUACAUGUUGUUUGCGCGUGAAAAAUCAGCGUGUUAAAUACACGGAUUCAACACAUGUAUAACGUGUUAAAUAUGUGUGAAACACACGUUAAAAAUCAGUUUGAACGGGUCAGUGUCAUUGGCUGCUGAAGACUUGGGUCAAACCAUGUCUGUGAGUUUAGGGGGGUGUACAUUCAUAGAUUAG